GAGACGAGUAAAAACAUUGGAUUGAAACAAGUUACAAUAUUGUAAAACCCAAGAGACAAUCAGAUACGGUAGAAACUGCGCCAGACACGAAUACUGAAAAUUUUAACCAACAAUUGAGACUCGGAAACAUUAAAAUAUGGGACCCAACGAAGUUCAUAAAAAUGCAUUACCCAGUCAAACCUUUAACAAUGUUUACAAUCACACUACAGUAUCGAAUAAUCAAGGUAGUACUGUAAUCCAUACACCAGUUCGAAAUGAAUCUACAUCAGCAGUUCAAGUACCAUUGACUGCUCGGUCACAAGUAGCAGAACCAUCAACACCAAAUUAUUCUUAUACACCCCAAGCUGCAAAUCCACAUAAUUCUAUGACUGCAUUGACUCCUAUGUCCAGUGGAACAAAACAAGUAGAGAACAGCAUAAAGUUGCAAAACUGUGUUUCUACAGUAAGUUUGGGAUGUGAGCUAAAAUUAUUAGAUAUAUACUGUAGAACAAGAUUUUCGGAGUAUAAUCCAUCUCGAUUUCGUGGUGUGGUUAUGAAAAUUUUAGAGCCUCGAGCAACAGCACUUGUUUUUAGAUCUGGCAAAAUUGUGUGCACAGGAGCAAGAAAUGAACAUGAUUCAUAUGUCGCUGCUAGAAAGUUCGCAAGAAUUAUACAAAAAUUAGGAUUUCCUGCUAAAUUUCUGGAUUUUAAAAUACAAAACUUCAUUGCUACAGCUGAUUUGAGAUUUCCUAUAAGAUUAGAAGCUCUACAACAGGCACACGGACAAUUCACAUCAUAUGAACCUGAGUUAUUUCCAGGGCUGGUUUAUAGAAUGGUUCGCCCAAGAGUGGUAUUGCUGAUAUUUGUAAAUGGAAAAAUAGUAUUCACAGGUGGCAAAACACGAAAUGAGAUACAUGAUGCUCUAGAUAUAAUUUACCCCAUUUUACGAAGUUAUAGAAAAAGUUAAUAUAUUAAUAGUUAUGUAAAUAUAAUAAA
This is a messenger RNA of Achroia grisella, 975 nucleotides long. RefSeq lists its product as uncharacterized. Gene Ontology annotation, biological process: DNA-templated transcription initiation. The coding region runs from base 137 to 946 and encodes 269 amino acids. Gene Ontology annotation, molecular function: RNA polymerase II general transcription initiation factor activity; DNA binding. The transcript is spliced from 5 exons. NCBI's taxonomy places the organism in Eukaryota, Metazoa, Arthropoda, Insecta, Lepidoptera, Pyralidae. The record is from RefSeq and is a predicted model, not a curated record.